UGCUCAUCAUCCUUCGAAUUCACCCCCCCCCCAAAAAAAAGCAAAAGAACACUCUUCGUUUUCAUUUUUCUCGGUUAUCUUUUCCUUGUUAUCGUCGCCGGCGGUUGUUCACCGGAGAAACGAAGCGGUUUACCGGAGGGAAUGAUGGAGUUAGUGACCAGUGAUGAUGUUCGCGUGAAUUUCAAAGGCAAUAACGUUACGUCCUCGUCCCGUCGCGUAUUUCGGGAACUUUAACCGUAUCUGAUAAAAGGAAAAACCCUUAAGCAAAAGGGACUUUACUUAGCAGAGUUUUGAAGUUAUUCCAUACUUUUGUCUGGCAAAUUAAUAGUAUUUAAUAAUCAAGCUUAAGAGUCUCGAGUCUUGGUAAACCGCAUUGAUUUUUGGCCCUUCCAAAAGAAAAAUUAUAUAUUAUUGCGAAUUUCUGUGUCGAUUGCGUUUGUUGAUCUCAUUACGGAGCGAUAUGUUUUCCAGUUAUCAAAGCGAAGAAUCAGCGUUAGUUUGAAAAGAAGCUACUGUGGUUAAGGGUGGAAGCGAUUGUUUUUUUUUUUUUGGUUUUUUAUUUUGGAAAAGCUGAGAAAUAUGCCUUUCCCAAUGAAGAUCCAACCGAUCGAUUUCAACACGGAGGAGGUGGCGCCUCCGCGGUUGGAAACAGUGAAGCCGGUGAUGAAAUCGCGGUUCAAGCGGCUGUUUGAGCGGCAGUUCCCUAGCGUUUUGAGGAAUUCCGCGGCGGAUAAGGUCGCUGCUCCUGCUGCCGUCGCCGCCGCCGAUGAGCUGCCUUUUAACAAGGAAUGCACCGGGGAGUUCGAACCGAGCUCCGUUUGCUUGGCGAAGAUGGUCCAGAAUUUCAUCGAAGAGACCAACGAGAAGCAACAAUCCGGUGCUGUCAGGUGUAGCCGGAACCGCUGCAACUGCUUCAAUCGUAACUGCAACGAAGGCUCGGAAGACGAAAUGGAUGGUUUCAGCUUCGGUGACUCCAAUCUCACUUCUUCUGGGGAAUCACCUGAAAUUCUAAAGCAGAGUUUGGUUUCUUGUGCUAGUGUGAAUGAAAGGAAUUUGUUGGCGGAUACAGCAAAGAUUGUGGAGAAUAACAAGAUCUGUAAACGCAAAGAUGAUUUUUGCAGGAAAAUUGUUACUGAUGGAUUAUUAGCCCUUGGAUAUGAUGCUUCUAUCUGCAAAUCUCAUUGGGAAAAAUCCCCCUCUUAUCCCGCUGGGGAAUAUGAAUAUAUUGAUGUGAUAAUUGAAGGGGAACGAUUGCUGAUCGACAUUGAUUUCAGAUCAGAAUUCGAAAUCGCCCGAUCAACAAAAGCUUACAAAUCAAUCCUCCAAAUGCUUCCCUUCAUCUUUGUAGGCAAAACUGAUCGUCUUCAGAAGAUAAUUGCUAUUGUUUCCGAGGCUGUAAAGCAAAGCCUAAAGAAGAAGGGAAUGCACGUCCCUCCAUGGCGAAAAGCUGAGUAUGUCAAGGCCAAAUGGCUCUCUCCUCAUAACCGAACCACGCCUUCUCCUUCGCCCACUGUUACACCCACACCCACAAUUGAAACACCCAAAGAAGUUGAAUUAGAAACCAAAGCUAAAGAGAAAACCCAACCUGAAUUGAACCCCGAAAUGAAAAACUCAGUUGAAGAUUCUGAGUUGGGGGAAUCCAUAUUUGCUUUCUCUGAUAGCUCUGAAGAAGGGAAGGAAGAGGAGAAAGAAGCAUGGAAGCUACCUGAGAUAAAACCCAAGAAUUCACUAAUUGGGGUUAAGCUAGUGACUGGUUUGGCUUCAGUAAUAGAAGAUGAACCAAUAAAAUUUUGACUUUUUUUUAAUUUUCCCUUCUUUUUUUGCACCCUUUUGGGUUAUUAGAGAAUCAAAUACUAUGGUACAUGACUUACCUGUUUGAAUCCCCUUCUGUUUUUUUAUGUAAGGGUUGAUCUGAUAAUAUGAAAUAAAAUUUUUAUAAAAACAGUAGUUAAAAGUUUAAACAUUAGAGUUCAAAAAUCUUCUGUAAAAUCUUCGAGGAAGCAUUGGAAAUUCAUAUAUUCUUCUUGGGGUUUUUUUUUUUUUUUUAAUUUGAUUUUUGCAGUGACCUUGUGGAAUCAAUUCAAAGCAUGGCAUAGAAGAGGAAAAUGGAAUGGAACUGAAUUUUAUGCUGAUGGAAACAGGCUCGUGCAGUCUCGAACACAGUGAGGUCAGGUCUAAAACUUAAUAAUUUUUUAAUUUUUUUACUUGAAAGACUUUCACCUGAUGCUCUGCUGUGUCUUCUUCUUCAUCCAUAUUUUUAUUAAUGUCAUUAAAGAAUCUAUUUUGUUUUUGGAUUGAAUAGUUCUCUAGGUUCAGUGUGUGGCCUGAAAACCUCUGUUUUAUUUUAUUUUUUACUACUUUAAGCUCUGUUUGUUACCCACAGUUUUGGUUUUGAUUGAUGGACUUAAAAAAAUAUAUUCCAAUUUUCCUUAUUA
Gossypium raimondii (Peruvian cotton) is the source of this 2435-nucleotide messenger RNA. RefSeq lists its product as hypothetical. The record is from RefSeq and is a predicted model, not a curated record. Bases 580 to 1794 code for a protein of 404 amino acids. The transcript has 4 exons. Lineage: Eukaryota; Viridiplantae; Streptophyta; Magnoliopsida; Malvales; Malvaceae.